AUGAACGAUUUGCGGGAGUUUUCUAGGAGUCUCCGAGUUGCACCGAGUUCGCUUUCAUCUUCUUUUAUUAAUGCUUUUUUUCUUUCACAGACUCCAAAGGAAGAUUUGUCGCUCACAAAUCUUCGCCUUUUGGCGUCGAACCCGGGGCUCGAACGCGAGAAGACUAUAUGGCGACCGACGGACUCUUCCAAGGUCUUAGCGACCCGAUGGAAAGUGUUUUUAAGUUGUUUGCCACCCCAACCUGAAGCUUGGGGAUUAAUAGACACAAACAAAGUCAAGCAGUACAUUUCAUUAUGUAAUCAGUACAAGUCGCAGUUGGCACUUUUAGAGUCUGAAAAUCCGUUAGAAAGCUAUGCGACGGAGACUGCGUGUAAAGAGCCGAAGAAUGUCACCGACUCGUACUUGAGGAAAGCGAUGUGGGAGAUCAAAAAAGAUGCCCGACGAACGCAUUUUGACCAAAGUGUGUUAGAAAACCGGUAUGUGUUACAUAAGAUAUUACUUAUCUAUCAAUUGUCGAAGGGAUAUGAGUAUGUGCAAGGGAUGAACGAGCUUGUUUCAAUUCUCAUCGAUGUAUUUUCAGAAACAAAAAGUGGGGUCGAGAGAGAGGCUGAGACAUUUUACUUCUUUUGCGAGUUAAUGGAGAUCAUGGGCGACUGGUUUAAAGACGGGACUGAAGGGUUGAGGUGGAUGAAAAACCGGUGCGACUCAAUUGAAUCGAUCUUGGAAACAAAGGAUGAGGAACUUGCGAUGCAUUUGAAGGCUUGUGGGAUGGAGAUGCAACUCUUUUUGUUACGAUGGGUACGACUACUGUUUUGCCAGAUCUUCCCACCACAAGUGAUUAAAAUGAUGUGGGACGUCAUUUUUGCGUUCAGUGGAAGGUUGUCGUUAGUUGAUCAUAUAUGUGUAGUGUUGAUCAUAUUACAACGUGGGAAAUUGUUAGAAGGAGAUUUAACACAUGCAUAUAGUGUGUUGUUCAAUUACCCCAUUGAAGAGUAUUCCCCAGACUUAAUAUUGAAUUUGGCACUUGCGAGUUGUAUGUGGUUUGAACUUCCUUUGAUCAGGAAUUUGGACUUUAAACAGCGAGUGAGAGUGAAAGAGUCUUCAUCGUUUUGGGGGAAGGUGAAGACCGAAAUAGUACCUGUCCACGCUAUCUCAACCAGUGGAAGUCGUUCGGUUGCUGUGUCACCACCACUCACACCUAAAUUGAAAGCUGGAAACCAAGCAAAUAUCCUCGACAAGUUUUUCCAAAUUGAAGAUCAUUUAAACACUGCACUAAUUCUUCUUGAAAAUGACCCAAUUGCCGCGAAGGAGGUAAAGAACGCUCUUGUUGAUAUCAUCAAACUGAAAAACGACAUCCAGUCCGAGGAGAAUUUCUUCGUUAUGUUUUAA
Molecule: messenger RNA, 1389 nt
Organism: Entamoeba invadens IP1
Lineage: Eukaryota; Evosea; Mastigamoebida; Endamoebidae
Exons: 4
Coding region: 1-1389 (462 amino acids)
Biological process (GO): activation of GTPase activity
Molecular function (GO): GTPase activator activity
Source: RefSeq, a predicted model, not a curated record